Molecule: messenger RNA, 3415 nt
Organism: Venturia canescens
Lineage: Eukaryota; Metazoa; Arthropoda; Insecta; Hymenoptera; Ichneumonidae
Gene: psidin
Product: phagocyte signaling impaired
Exons: 10
Coding region: 258-2990 (910 amino acids)
Biological process (GO): N-terminal peptidyl-methionine acetylation
Cellular component (GO): cytoplasm; NatB complex
Molecular function (GO): protein binding
Source: RefSeq, a predicted model, not a curated record
AAGUUCGAAGGAAGGAACCCCGGGAGGAGUAUAGUAGUAGCGUGAAAAAAAAGGAAUAACGGAAUGAAAGGGGGGUGACGAAAAACGAAUUUGAUAGUGGUGGUGGUAAAGCGCUCGCGCGCGCAGACAAAUUUCGUUCGCAAGGGAUAACCCCUCCGGAUGAUGUUGGGUCCGAGUGAGAGCCGGCGUAUAAAUGUUGCGAGUUUGAAAUAACCGUCGUACAUAAGAGACACUAGCGAAUAAGAAAAGAUAAUAUAAUGGCGUCAAAGGCCCAUGUGGAUGGCUCGGUGAAUGAGAGACGAUUACGACCGAUUUAUGAUUGGUUGGACAAUGGAAACAACAAAAAAGCGUUGCAGGAGGCUGACAAGGUGCUUCGAAAAAUGCCGACGAAUCAGUGCGCCAGAGUCCUCAAAGCACUUGCACUUUUGCGCCUCGGCAAGGAGGAAGAAUGUCUCUCCAUCAUGGAUACAGUCAGAGCUGAGGUUCCCUGCGAAGAUUCUACCCUUCAAGCCAUGAGUAUUUGUUACAAGGAGACUCAUCAGCCGGAUAGAAUAAGGGAGGUUUACGAAGCUGCAGCGAAAACUGAUCCAACCAACGAGGAACUUCUUACUCACCUCUUUAUGGCCUACGUGAGACUGGGUGAUUACAGGAGGCAGCAACAAACCGCGUUGGCCCUGUACAAAUUGAAAGCCAAAAAUCCUUACUAUUUCUGGGCAGUUAUGAGUGUAGUAAUGCAAGCGGUUAGUGCAGACGACAAAUUGGCAAAGCAGGUGAUAUUACCUCUCGCCGAAAGAAUGGUUCUCAAACUCGUUGGCGAGGGUAAACUCGAAGCGGAACAAGAAGUUCAACUUUAUCUUAUGAUACUGGAGCUUCAAGGUAAGAGCGAAGAGGUUUUAAAAGUCUUACUAGGACCUUUGGGCUCCCUUCUUUCCUCCGUACCGCAACGUAAAGCCCUGCUACUGCUUCAGUUGGAACGAUACAGCGAAGCUGCCAACGACUUUAGAGAGCUUAUCAGCCAGGACGUCGAUAACUGGGCCUACUACAAGGAUUAUUUAACAUGCGCUCUCCGACAGCAGAGCCCCAUCGAGUGUCUAGAAUUUCUCAACAAAAUGAGUCGAAGGAGUGAGAAAAAGGCGAGAGCGCCUUAUCUUGCGCGGUUCGAGCUCUACAAACGUCUCGGUUCAAGCGCACCUUCGGAUGAUGGAUCCUUCGAUAUCGUCGAUCUCAUGCAACAGUAUUUCCUCCAAUUCGGUGAAAAAAAUUGCGUCGUUGGUGACCUCAGACUGUAUCUCAAUCUUCUAACGGUCGAAGAACGGUUAGAGUUCUUGCGUAAGAUCGACGAACAAGUGGGUGUGGCGUCCGAUAGUUACCCCGAAUGCGGGGAACAGAUGCAACGACACAUCCAUUAUGAACAAUUGCGAAGGAUUUGCGGAAUGCAUCAUCCACCGUACGCCGAUACCGAUAAGAGAAAGCAACUCGUUGAGCGGUUUCGUAAUCUUUAUGAAAAUGGAAACGAAGCCUGUCCGGCUUCCGAGAGGCUACCGACUGAUUUCUCACCAGCCGAUUCUUACGUACUCUUAGCUUCUCAUCUAUACGUUCAACUGUGGUUCGAGACGAGAGACGCUUCCCAUCUGUACAGGGGUAUGGCUGUCCUCGAACGCGCUCUGACGAGCAGUCCGGCAAAUUUCCAUCUGAAAAUCAUGCUAGUGAGAAUUUAUCUCGAAGCUGGUCUGGUCGGGGGAGCUGACCACGCCUUUGCUCUUCUGGAAGCGAAACAGAUACAACUCGACUCGUUGGGCUACCUGCACACUCCUCUUCUCGCUCCCAUGGGUCAUCUUACUCGCGCCACAGCACUGCUCGAUCACACCGCCAAAUUUUUCGUAGCGAAUUACAAACAGAGUGCGGAUCAUCUGACCUUCGCCUACAAAUACGGGAGCUUUGUGAAGAUCCAAGAAUUCGUUGAGCUCAAGGAGAGACUGGAGAAUUCUCUACAUUUUGCCACAACGUCCGUUGACAAAAUGCUACUCGAAUUAAGCUGGUGCGACACCCCGGUCACGCUUUCGAAUACUCUCUCGAACAUGAAAAUUCAACCGCAAGAGGACACGAUCCAGUGGCAACUUCUCCGGGACAACCGAGAUCUUGAGGUCGUCGUAGGCUGGGAACCCCUGGACGAGAACGAGCCUGAUCCGAGGAUGCGGGAGGAAACGCGAUCCUGCAUGUUCGGAUUAUUGUCAGCGAGAAGUUUGAUAUUGAGAAUGAUCGCAGCGAGCGCCGAGCCGGAUUGCUCGUCUCUCCUCGAGAGUCUCGCGGACCAACUGGAGAAAGUCAACGAUCAAGACAUCCCUCGAUAUUUGGAGAAAUUCCAAGCACCAGGAUCGGACAAAACCAAAGCCGAAAGCGUGCUCGUACCGCUCGACGCGUUUGAACGUUUGCGCGAAGCUCAUUGCUCCGAACAGUUGAGACUCUUCGCGGAAGUGGCUCGUUCGCUCGCGCGGUCUCCGUCUCCCGAUUAUGACUCAAUAGCACGAUCUCUACGCUCGUCAAAAGCUCUCCAGCCCGGGCCGCAGCCUCCGAUCGACGUUCCCGUUUCGUACAAAGCAUUUUUCAUGAGGGCCUCUACGUGCGGCGAGAGCCUUGCUCUCCUCGGUGCCAUGUGCGUCGCCUACACGAAUCGUUCCCAACAACGAGCUACCACCGUCACUGCCAAUAGGAAGAAAAACAAGAAAGACGCGAACGCUAUCGUAGCCUCGCAAUCCGAUUACUCCCAGACGUGGCAGGAAAUCGGAGCGCUACUGGCCGAGAGAAUAAAGAGUCUUGAAGCGGAGCUCACGGAGUUGGAAAAAAUCCACGUAUUUACGGAUUUGCCAGCGGACGAGGACGCUUGGAUGCUCGUGGGGGAUCGUGCCCAAGAAAGUCUUUGUCAAACCUGCUGGACUCUCAAGUCACGCCUUCAACUUACAACUCGACUGUUAAACGGCUUGAGAAGCUGAAACUUGCUGCUCUUCGUAUACUGUACAAAAAAUUGUCCUUUUGCGAGUUUUAUUUUCUCAAUCCAUAUCGAUCACGAAUAAUGAUGAACACGAACAGACGAAUAGACUCCUGUAUAUAUAUUUUAUGCGGUUUCAAAGUGGUACCACUAUUUUAUCGCCGCUACUUCUCUCUUUCUCAGUCUCGCGCCUUCGAAUUAAUGGCUAUUGCAAAAACGACGUAACGAGAUGGCGAAACUCGCGCCGGAGAUCUUUCCUGUUCUCGUCUCACGUGCGUUUGUCCCAGUGAAUUUUUCUACUUGCGUUCAUUUUCUCAGUCUACUUUAUUAUUUCGAACGCGUACCACAGCAGAUUCGUAAAUCAUUUACAGAAUCGCCUUGAUUACGCGAAACAAAGAUAUUUGGAGAAUAAACACAUUUUCAACUUUA